AUGUUUGCAUCGAUUGAUAUGGCAAAUCUCCUCAAAUCAACUCCACUAAUCCCAUCAGAUCCAUCAACGAGCGCUCAAUCGAAUCAACUAUUCGAGAGUUCAACAAAUGGAAUCAAACCGAUCAAUUUAACAAUCAAAAAGGAAAUUGAUGGACGCAUUUCGGCGAGUCCUGGCGAAUCGCUGUCACACUCACCACCAAUCGCAUAUGAAGUGAGCGUUCCACUGCUCGAGACCGGCAUUUGUACAUAUCCUAUUUUACAGGCCGUUCUCCCAUCGAUCCUUCUCGUCGACGUGAACGAGGAGAAAACUCGAGAGAAUUUACCGAAACUAUUUCGAAUCUCACAAAUGCAGAUUGAGUAUCUUUUGAGAUCUCAGAAUGAACUCGUGCAACAAUUAUCUGAAGUAAACAAGGAAUUAACAGCAAAAAAGCUGAUCUCCGCGUUGCUCCGAAGCAAGAAAUCUCCAGUUUUUGAGUGUGCUGCUUGCAAGAAAACGUUCGUUUCGUCGUCUUUCCUUCAAAGUCAUUUAAGGAGAAGACAUCCAAAAGAAUCGGCAAAGAAAAGUCCUUCCUAUAAACAA
Messenger RNA from Mesorhabditis belari, 579 nucleotides. Lineage: Eukaryota; Metazoa; Nematoda; Chromadorea; Rhabditida; Rhabditidae. The record is from the annotation of a GenBank genome assembly.